CCGAUGGCGUCCGACAGCCCCGCUGACUCACUGGCCAUCGCUAGCAUUCCGAGCCGUGUCGGGCGGAGGCCCCGGCCUAAUCACUGGCCGCCGACAUUCCACCCGGGAACUCCUUCCCCGCCCUCUUCCCGCGCCCUUAUAAGGCCGAGUCCAGGGGUGCUUUAGGGAUACGGGGCGCCUCCUCGUCCCUGCAACACCAGCGGCCACUUUAAGGCAGGUCGCGCUCCUGCAAGGGCCGAGGCGGAAGCCGCCCCCAAAGUGUCGCGAGAACUGUAGCCCGCGCCGACUUCUCGCGAUGUUUGGCCCCGCGAAGGGUGGCCAUUUUGGAGUCCACCCGGCGGCUGGUUGCCCCGGCGGCGUCUCGCCUCCUGCGGCCGCCACCAAGGCUGGCCCCGGGGGUGUCUGGCCUGUGGGCGGCCAGUCCGACACGAUGUGGCGGCUGCGCUGCAAGGCCAAGGAUGGCACCCAUGUUUUGCAGGGGCUGUCCAGCCGAACCCGGGUGCGAGAACUCCAGGGCCAAAUUGCCGCCAUCACCGGGAUCGCCCCCGGCGGUCAGCGAAUCCUCGUCGGCUUUCCGCCCGAGUGCCUGGAUCUCAGCGACGGGGACACCGUUCUGGGGGACCUGCCCAUCCAGUCAGGCGACAUGCUGAUCGUCGAAGAAGACCAAACCAGGCCCAAAGCUUCACCUGCAUUCUCAAAACACGGUGCUCCUAGCUAUGUCAGGGAAACGUUGCCUGUGCUUACCAGGACUGUGGUCCCAGCAGACAACUCCUGCCUCUUCACCAGCGUGUACUAUGUGGUUGAAGGAGGCGUCCUGGAUCCAGCUUGCGCCCCUGAGAUGAGACGCCUCAUAGCACAGAUCGUAGCGAGCGAUCCAGACUUCUACAGUGAGGCCAUACUGGGAAAAACAAAUCAAGAGUACUGUGACUGGAUCAAAAGGGAUGAUACUUGGGGAGGAGCGAUUGAGAUCUCCAUCUUGUCUAAAUUUUACCAGUGUGAAAUCUGUGUAGUGGAUACACAGACGGUAAGAAUCGAUCGCUUUGGGGAAGACGCAGGGUAUACCAAAAGGGUCCUGCUAAUUUAUGAUGGCAUCCACUACGACCCGCUGCAGCGAGACUUCCCGGAUCCAGACACGCCGCCUCUGACCAUCUUCUCCUCGAAUGAUGACAUUGUCCUCGUACAAGCACUGGAACUAGCAGAUGAAGCUAGAAGAAAGAGACAGUUUACCGACGUCAACCGCUUCACCCUGCGAUGCAUGGUGUGUCAGAAGGGGCUGACUGGACAGGCAGAGGCAAGGGAGCAUGCCAAGGAGACAGGCCACACCAACUUUGGAGAAGUGUGAUCUAUGCAUGAUGAGGGUGGAAGCCUACUACCUCACAGAUCCAGAAGGCUCUGGGUUUUCCAAUAAGCUAUUCCUGACCCUAAAGAACAAAGGACACAAUGCUUGAACCACACCUUGAACUUGAAACCACUAAGACACUGAAAUUCCUUGUUAAGAUUAAAAUUAGUGUGCAAGUUUACAGAUGUGUGUCUACAGUGGUGAUGCCUGCCCUCUUUCCACGGGGGUGACAGAACAGGUGGCCCCCCACCUGCUGGAGAUUGAGUUUCAGUAUUACAAACUAGCACCCGCAGCUUUCACCCGUAGAAGAAGAGAACACCACAUUUCGAGUAACGUUGACAGCCUCUUGUGAGGCCCGGACGUGUACCAGUGUCUCCAGUAAUUGAGUCCUUUUAACAACUCUGAGUGAGUUAAUAGUUUCUAAAUUAUGAAUUGAUUUAUCAAACGAAGAAACUCAGAAUUGUCAAAACUGAUUUUAUAUUGCCAUCUGGUAGACUUUUUCAGUGUGUACUGAACCACGUCUGAGUACAUAACGAGCAGUCUUGACAGGGCUGAGUACGUUCCUAGAGAAUGUCGCUGACAGCAGGAGCGCCAGUGUCCUGCUGCGGAUUGCUGGUGUGUGAAGUAGAAUGUAUGAGGAAAAGGUGCCUGAAGCAGCUCCCUGCGGCUUCCAAGGACGUCAGCCUCGUGUGUCAAUGCACUUCCUGUGCUGGUCUUUGUCACGUUGGGUACAAUUUUAAAAUUAAGCAGGGUAAUUUUUUUUUUUUUUAAUCAGAGUUCCUUGAAAUUCCAGUAUUUGACUUUUGCUUUCUUUACAUAAAAAUUUGGAGGGAUGUAAUUUCCUCAGCUUUUUGUUAAGAGCACUUCCUCCAAAAAACAUCUUCAUCCAAAGUGAGAAUGCUAUGCUUCGGCUUGUGUUUUACAAGACUUUGCAUACCUAAACAGUGUUUGGUGUUGUGCCAGCCCUGUCCCUCCACUAACACUCUUUUGAAUAAUUCCAUAUUUCUGCAAAUUAGCACUUUGCUUAAUCUGUGAUCUUGUACUUUGAAACAUUUUCAAAGUAAUUGGGAUAAUGCUGUUGAAUGAAUUUGUUUCUCUUCCAAAAUAUGAAAGUUUUAAAACCCUUGCCUUAUUCAGCUUUCUCUGACUUCUGCUUCUUCCUACUUGCGUAGAUGUGCAGCCAUUUGCUUGGCGGCCUGGUCGCUGAGGCACAAGGCAUGCCCUCUGACACGUGACUGCACUCCAAGAUCUUCCACAUAAGAUUUUCUACCUCUUUUCUUAAUUCCUAUGAAGAUCAGGGAUGCUAAGUUAGAGUUUGUUAUGUAUUAUCUCACACCAUGUGAAGAAGCUUAAUGUUGUGAAGUUAGUUUUGAUGAAGUAUCUCUUAGGAAACCUAUGGUAUACUCUAAAGCACUUAAUAUCUCUUCAGCAUAUAGUCUCAGCAGAUGUUUUUAGAAUUGAGUUUUACUUUUAGCAUUAACACUCGGUGAAGGUGACCAUGUGAACAAUUUAGGGGGAAAAUACUUGAAGGAACAAUUCACAAGAAAUGAUUCAAAUCAUGAAAUGAGGUUGCUGGAGUACCUCUUGAGUGCAUAUCUGUUUUAGGUAUUAUAAGUUAUUAUGGUCAGUAUAACUAAAAAGUGUUUCAUUUUCUAUUUUCUGAGCCUUAAAAAUAGCACUUGUGAGCUUACAAUAACGUUUGGCAAUCAUGUUACAUGUGAAUGAAUAUGGUUGAAGUUCUGUCCCUAUCAUCUGGUCUAGAUGAUUUUUGUAUGAUUUUUAUUUUCCUCAAAAAAAGAUGAAAUUUAAAAAUAUACUUUAUGAACAUGCCACCAGGUGACAUUGACCCGAUUGAGCUUUCUGCAUCGUUAGUCACUAAGCUGUCUUCCCUUUGCCAUUUCCGGAGCCACAUUUGAUAAUUGCUUACUGAAAUUUUAGAUCUAGAAAUUGAUUCGUGCAACAAAUAUUUAUUCAGUAUUUUAUCAUGUUGCAAGCAUGGUUUGAUAUGUUUCCCAACAUAAAUUUCUCGCUUUAAAAUAGAGUAAAUAUUACCUACAAUGGAUCGAUUCAGCAAAUACAAAGGAAAGAAAUGGAGCGAGGAUAUUCGACAGCAGUAACAGCCCCUGCCCCCAACCCCCGCCCAGGGUCUUAAGAGUUUUGAUCACAUAUUGUUAAGUAUUCUUUUGGGGGAUCUUUCUUUGUCUGGGUCAACUAGGUUGUCCAGUCACCAGGUGAACCCUGAUAGUCAGGUCACUUUAAAAAAAUGACUUUUUAAAUUAUUUACUGAAAUCGGUCGUUGGUACUGUAAUAGUGUUCUGAUCAUGGAAAAUUCGAGAUGAAGCGUGAUGUGCAGCCUGUGCGGUUGAGUUAUUGAGAAUGUGAAAGCUUCUGCUCACGCUGCACUGAAGCUUAUGGUCCUGGCAGCGUUUAGAGUCUUCUUACUACGCUUAUUAAUAUUCCUUCAGUUUUUGGGUGCCAUACCAAAAGAAAAAAAAAUUUCCUUAAUUAAAAUGGACCAUUUUCAGUAGUGGAAGAAACAGAUAGAAACUGCUCCCCACACCCCAACCUGUCUUCCAUUCUCUUAUCUUUGAAUUCAAACUUAGAAUUAUUGCCAUGAAAGUGCAUUCCUAGACAGAGUGCAGGUCAAAUUCAUGUCCCUUUGGGGGCCUCGUGAUGUGAUAGCCAUGUGAAGACAGCAGUAUGUUGUGCAUCUUGUGCUCAUGGUUCAUUGUUGAUUUCAUGUUCACCAUGAAAGAGAAGUGGGUGUAGUCAGGUGGCGGCAUACCCUUGAAGCUUGGCUGCUGGUCAGCUUGGGUCUGUUGUUAAGAAUUAAUGCAGUCAUGCCACUUGAUUUCCAUUGAAGUUCAAGACCCAGCAGAAUCAUAAACAGGAAUUAACAUUGCAUUAUCUAUGUGUUUAUACCCCUAAGUGCCCAUGCCAAACUUGCUUAUCUAGCUUAUUCCUUCGGGGUGUUGCAAGUUGCUCUAGCUAAACAUAGUUUUGUGUGUCUUGAAAAAAUUAGAAUGGAGGAGUAUGUAAUAUUAAGCAACAGAGUGGCUUUUGUUUUUUUAUUUUUUGUUUUUGAUAAAUCAGGUGGCCUUCCUAAAUUCACGUAUUUUAACAUUUACAUUCUUUCAUCUGUUGACACACAUUUAUUAUUUACAGCACUUUAAAAACUAUGAAAUAAAAGUUUACAUGCUAGCCCUCCCUAGGGAUCUUGUUGACGACAUGAUACAAUCGUGAGCUGUUGGCCAUGAGCUCUUACUAAUCCACCGUCGUCAUCUGUGGAGGUAUACCGAGUGACACAUUCAACAUUCUAAUGUUUUGAUAACCACAGAACUCAGUUUCAGUAACUCUUAGCAUGAUCUGUGUCCUAACACUAAAAUGUUAUGACUACAAUGUGGUUGUCCAUUAUCAUUCAUUGUGUGGUGCAGUAUUCAAAUUUGUCCUCUGCACAAAGAUGACAACUUCUAAAAGAUUAGAUUCUUAAGCUUCUUAGUUUGUUCCUAAGCAAACUUACUUUAAGGAACCUAAUUUUUGAAUCAGGCCUUAAAAGUCAUAUUCAAGUAACAUCGUUGUGAAGUCUAAAGUAAAACACUUGAUUUGAUUUGAAUAAGCUAAAUUUAUUAAAGAUGUUUUCUUAUUAAGCAUUAUAUUUCACAUUUAAUCAAUGUAAAAAGAAUGUGAAACUUCCCUGAUUGUGGGAAAGUGUUCUGUUUUUUCUUCUCCAAAAAGUAGCUAGCAUUUUAUUUACAGUGCUGUGAAUAUGUGGCUGAGAAAAGUUGUUAGGGUGAUACUGACUAGUGAGGUCAUGAGUUAGGUCCUGAUUCAUGUGCAUUUAAAGGACGCUGAGAACCCUCCCCUGGUAUCUCCAGAGUGAAGGGUGAAGCAGAAGAAUAGAAUGCCAUUUAAAAAAGGAGACGUCCAGAGACUGUUCCUAGUCAUGAAUUGGGCUUUUCAAGCAAUGCCUUUCUGUCACCUUAACCCUUUCACCUCCAUUUUUGGGCACAGAAUGUAGCAGGGCCAUAGGUGUAAAAGUUUGCCGUUAAAGUAUAAAACCAUAAAUAUAAGCAUUUUGCCAUGAUACCCUUUAUACUUAGAUUUCCAAAAGUACCUACAUGUAGGAGUUUAGGUACAGUGAAGCUAUGCCUUGGUCAAAUUGUGGGUAAGCAGAAGUGUUUAGAAUUUCUACUACGAUUAGAUGCGUUUGACUUUUUAACAGGUAUAAGAUAUGUAGUUUAAUUAUAGCCCAUAAGUUACUUAAAGGACCAGGGGACCUAAUUCUUGUCAUUUUCCAGUUUUCAUUGGUGCCAUUUAAGACUCCAGCUGUUUACAGGAAAUAAUAUACUUAGCAAAGUAGGUUUUUUCCUUGAAAAUUUUUGAAUUCAGCUUAAAAUAUAGAGUCUGCAGAGCUUGUCCAGUGACAGAGAAUCACAACUGUCCCGUGGUUGCUGUAUUGACACGGUCAAGGCAGGGGCUCCCAGAGCCGGAGGAAAACCACACGAAGAGACCCAUCAACUAGAUCGAGAGCUGUAGAAUGACUCAGAAAAGCAGUAGGGAGGGAAAAAUUAACAACAAGGUUGUUUCUCUUGGCCUAAAAAAUAUAUUUUUAUUAACAGAAAAUUGACAGUGUUUUCUUAUUUAAAAAAAAGUGUUUUGUCUAUUUGCCAGCAUUUUUUCAAAGUUAAUGCACUGCUGCUACCUGGAAGAUGUCUAAUUUCAUUUUGUGCAACUAUUAUGUAAUUUUGCUAUUGUCAUGAAGAUGCAUUGAUUUUAUUUAUAAGGUGUAUGAUUUUAGAUACCUGAACGCUGUAUGAAAUGACUUGUUUUAAAGGAAUAAAUCAA
Lepus europaeus (European hare) is the source of this 6184-nucleotide messenger RNA. It is a transcript of the gene YOD1, whose product is annotated as YOD1 deubiquitinase. Gene Ontology annotation, biological process: protein deubiquitination; endoplasmic reticulum unfolded protein response. NCBI's taxonomy places the organism in Eukaryota, Metazoa, Chordata, Mammalia, Lagomorpha, Leporidae. Bases 296 to 1342 code for a protein of 348 amino acids. The transcript is spliced from 2 exons. Gene Ontology annotation, cellular component: nucleus; cytosol. Gene Ontology annotation, molecular function: cysteine-type deubiquitinase activity. The record is from RefSeq and is a predicted model, not a curated record.